GGCGGCCAUGACAGGUACCAAGGCGGAAGUAGAAUGCAGGGCGGAGUUUGCCCCGGUUGAUUCAUUCUCCCUUUUCUUUUUUUUUUGGAGUCAGCUGCGAGGAAGCGGAGCCGGCUUUGGAAAAGGAGGAAGAAGAGGAGGAGGAGGAGGAGGAGGAGAGGGGUCAAAGGUGAAGAGCAGCGAUGCUGGCCCGGGGGAGGCAGAUCUUUGUGGGGUUCUCGGUCUACUGGAAGCCACUCUUCAGAGGUCGCCUCCUGCUAGUGACCAACACCGUCAGCUGCGGGGGGCUCCUGGCCGCCGGGGACUCUCUCCGCCAAGCCUGGGAGAUGAGGCAGGACCCCAAACGGAAGCGGGAUGUGGGCCGGACAGCUCGGAUGUUCGCCGUCGGGUGCAGCAUGGGCCCCUUGAUGCACUAUUGGUACCUGUGGCUGGACAGCAUUUUCCCUGCUGCUGGCUUCAGCGGGAUCAGAAGCGUGCUCAAGAAGGUUUUCAUCGACCAGAUUGUGGCCUCACCGGCACUGGGAGUUUGGUACUUCUUGGGGAUGGGAUCGCUAGAGGGGCAAACUCUGGAUCAGAGCUGGCAGGACCUGGAGGAUAACUUCUGGGAGUUCUACAAGAUGGACUGGUGCAUCUGGCCACCAGCGCAGCUGAUCAACUUCCUGUUCCUGCCCCCCAAGUACCGCGUGGUCUACAUGAACGUUAUCACACUUGGCUGGGACACUUACCUGUCGUACCUGAAACAUCGGCCUAAAGAACCAUCCCACAGUCCAGAGGGGGAUUGCAAGCCUGGUGCCGUUGAAAUCCAAACGGCUGGGUGACAGCGGUCACCUGCUCCGUCCCACGACGACAACAAUGAUGGGCGUCUUGCAUUCUGGAGCAGGCCUCCAGCAUCUCUGCCUAAAAGGAGCCUUGUGCCCCAAGACGAGGCAGUUGGGAUUGGACAAGCAGGAACUGUUGCCUGGGCUAACAGCCAACCCCCCACCCCGGCCGAAAACCAGCAGCUUGGCUCCCUCUUCCACCGGCCAAGCUUCCCACACCAAGAACUGUCUCUGGAAGGAGCAAAGCUGGAGGACUUGAAGCAGUUCCCUUCGGGGCCAGAUUUGGCGUGGGUUGAACCAAGUGUUGGCAUCCUCUGAAAGCUGAUCCCUUCUAAGUUGUUUCCUUAAGAAAAAGAAAGUAAAAAGUGUAAUAUUGCUGCCCUGGGCUCCUACUGGGAGGAAGGGCGGGAUAUAAAUAAAUA
Molecule: messenger RNA, 1240 nt
Organism: Rhineura floridana
Lineage: Eukaryota; Metazoa; Chordata; Lepidosauria; Squamata; Rhineuridae
Gene: MPV17L2
Product: MPV17 mitochondrial inner membrane protein like 2
Exons: 6
Coding region: 183-818 (211 amino acids)
Biological process (GO): mitochondrial ribosome assembly
Cellular component (GO): cytoplasm; membrane
Source: RefSeq, a predicted model, not a curated record